AUGCAUUCCACUCAUCUCCUCCUCGAGGAGCCCAUUCGGAUGGCCUCCAUCCUCGAGCCGUCCAAACCUGUGCGUCCCACUCUUCCUCUUCCCUGCCGCUGUGUCCAGAUCUGCCUCUUGCUCGAGAUGCUCUCACAAUAGGGGGCCUUGUCCUCCUUUCUGGCUUCUGAUCUUCUGUGACCCCUCCUCCUCAUCCUCUAUGCUCCCCCCUUUCUCCUCUUCUUAUUGUCCUCCAACCACCCCAAUUCCGAGUGUGGGGGGAGGAGGCUACGAUCCCUAACUCAGAGCCCGUCUUCGGCUGCGAUAUUUCUUUCUUUCGAAUUUUAAUACUUUAUUCUUUUCUCUGCAGACCUUCUUCCCGGCCAUGACCAAGAUCGUCGGGACUCUCGGGCCAAAGUCCCGAAGCGUAGAGGUGAUCUCCGCCUGCCUCAAGGCUGGGAUGUCGGGUACCUGCUGCCGCUUGCUCUAUUUCUCUUUUCAACCGCCUGAUUCUGCCUCCCGCACGUAAAGAACGCGGCCGCCUGAUCAAUUUAUGAAUUUCUUUUCAGUGGCACGAUUUGACUUCUCCUGGGGGGAUGUCGAAUAUCACCAGAAGACCUUGGAGAACCUCAAGAUCGCCGUCAAGAGCUCCAAGAAGUUGUGCGCGGUGCGUUCCGGACUUAGCUUUCCUCUCUUUUUUUUCUUUUUUCUUUUCGGCCCUUCUGUACAAAAUUAACUCUCGGAUGUAUUUUCUCGACUGCUCAACGGUGAGGGUAUGAUGCUUCUUGGAACCUUCUUCUCAUAUCUAGUCCCUCAAUCGCCUAUCAAUUCACGUGUGCAACUCUGCUCUCUGAUCACAAUGGUUUGCAUAAUAUGUUUUACUUUUAUUUUCCUGGUGAUAAAGCAACAAUCAUUUCCGCUGAUGAUUUAGUGAGGUUCAGGUCAGAUGAUGUUUAGUCAAGAAAGUUUAGAGAUCAAUGUAAUCAAUAAAGAUUAUGCAUUUGGCAUAAGCGAAUGAGUUUUUGUUUAUCUAUACUUCUUUUGUCAUCCGUUAAAACCAAUGUAAAUCUCUUUUUCUGUUUUUUUAGGUCAUGUUGGAUACGGUUGGGCCUGAGUUGCAGGUCGUCAAUAAAAAUGAGCAUGCGAUUUCACUCGAGGAAAAUGGACACGUUGUUUUGACGCCUCAUCAAGAUGUAGAGGCCUCAUCGGAGCUGCUACCAAUAAAUUUUAGUGGACUUGCAAAAGUAAGCUUUGCUCAUCCAUGUCACUCGCUUGGUGCGGCAUUUGUACAUUUUUCUUCUUAAUUUUUUAUUAUUUGUAUGCGUGGGUGGAAUUUUAUAUAGUAGUUUAUGUGCUGCCGGGGAUGACGUUGUAAUUUUACUGUCGACCAACUUGUUUGAACAAGUCUUCCAAUCCCGCAAAAAAUGGAUAUUUAGGUAUUUGGAAUGUAGUUGGGUUCUGUAAGCCAGGUCUGUAGAAUUCCACAAGGUUGACCCAGCUCGUUGCUGAUGUGGAUUCUGAUUUUCGUUGUCAUUGCUGUUAACAAGUAUAGUUCUAAAUGCGUCGUUUAUUUAUUUGAUUUCCUGUAACCAGUAGAUGGUCCCUCUUACUGCUCAAGCAUGCAUAGGUUGCCCGUAGUAGAACCUUGUAAACAAGUCACUGAAGUCUCAAGAUUAUUCAGUCCUCCCCCACCCCCCUUCUUUUCUGUUACUAUUGAGACAGGAUUUAUCUGGCUUCUUCCUGGAUUAAAGUUGAUUUGCUUUAUUUAUUCUCUGCAGGCGGUGAAGGUUGGGGAUACCAUCUUUAUUGGCCAGUACUUGUUCACUGGCAGCGAGACUACGUCUGUGUGGUUGGAGGUAUGAAUGGCCUUUUCUAGGAUGUAUGACCUUGCUCCGUAUCUUUAAGCUGUUUUGUUCUCCCUUAGAGAUAAUUUUCUGCUUUUGCAAAUUAGUCCCUUUGUUUUCGUUCACCAACUGAUAUUCAUGCAGCAACUGUUUAUUUUAUGUGCAUCUUUUGUCUUCCAUGCAUUCUUUUUUGGAAUUUGGAGCCCCGCUGAUUACCUGACCCGUACUAAAUUGGACGUGAGAAAGAUUUUACGUCUCCCUUGAAGUCUGGAUUAAUAGUAAUAUUGUCCUUCUUUGUUUAUUAUUGGUAUUUCACAAUUGGAUUAAACUCCAGGUGACGGAGCUGAAGGGGGAUGACGUUGUUUGUGCGAUUAAAAAUAGUGCUACACUUGCUGGUUCAUUGUUCACUUUGCACAUCUCUCAAAUUCGCAUUGAUUUGCCUACGCUGACUGAUGCUGACAAGGAGGUAAGAGGAUGAUAUCUGAAACCCAGCUCUCUUUUUUCUUAAUACUGUGAAAAAAGUUUGUUGCUUGUUCUUGGGUUUCUUAGUUUUUCAUCUGGAGUAUCUUAUAUGAUAUUUAUAUUUCUAAAUCUCUUCUUUGUAAUUUAUGAAAGUGGAUGAUAAAAUGGCCUGUUCUGAGUUAUGCAACCGGAGUUUCUUGAGUUCUUGUUUGAAUCUUGUAUAACUGAAGUUGAUGUGCCAUUUUUUCAUACUGUUUCUGCUUUCAUCUUGCCAUGUGAUUUUAAAAGUCAGUUACAUUGGUUUUGAUGCUUCAGUUUCUUGGUACUAUCAUUUAGUUAGACAACCGUUUCUUGAGGGUUUAGCACUCUGAAGCUACCUUCUUUUGUUGGUCAAUGGCAUGGUGGGAGCUUGGGGAUUUUAGUAAAACUGAUUCUUGCGAUUCCAUUUCAAAUACUUUCCAUUUUCAUAAUUUCUUUCCUAUUGGAGGUUUUAAAAACAAGGUAAUGCAUGCGCACGGGAAUGCAUCAUCCUUGUGAUGUUGAUGCAUUCAGACGUCAAAUUGACAUUCUUGCAAAUUUUUUUUAGAAUACCUAUGUUGUUUGUCUUUUCAUUUCACCGUUACACGAAACUGGAUUUGCAAAAAUGGUUAGCAGUUGUGAUAAUUUUAAAGAAUCACAUGGUUCAAUCAAUUCCUUAAAGUGUUGUAAACCAGCCCCAAAUGUGUUGUAACUUUCACAAGAAUAAACCAAUCCUAAACCUGGUGAAGAUUUAAUUGUUCAUUAUGUUAUGGAAGCCUAUUUAUAGAUUCUAAAUUAUCUUCUAUAGAAAUCAGUGGUAACCCGUGUGUACGGUAGUCAUGAUAAACAUCUUCUUUAUAGCCCUCAAAUAUGAGAGAAAAUGGCAAAAUGAACUGCCAGGCUUGAAUGUUCGCUUAAAGUUUAUGAAAUCAAAAUUUUUCUGCCAAAAAAUUGAAAUAUAAUUCAGAAAUUUCAUGGAAGACUAGGACUAUAGAUUUUUUCAUUUGGGGCUGGUGUUUUUGCCAUAUUUCAUCUCAGUUCUAUCUUCAAUCUUUGUGAUAACUAGAGUUUUCUUUGUGAGAUUUUCCAUUUCAUAUUUUUAAGAUACUUUUCUCUUAAUCAUGUAUGGCAUACACUGUAAUGUUGGAUGCAAUUGAUGUAUAGGGUGUUUUUACUAGCUUACAGAUUACAAAUAUUUCAUCCUUAGUAAUAUAGCUAUGAAGAUCAAAUGUGUGUAAUAAACUUGGCGGUUACCAAUUGGUGAGUGUGGUGGAUGAACUUUUGUUCUCAUUAAAGCUGCUUUACUUGACAUCUGCAAGCAAUCGUUUGGUUUUGAUUGAUGGCAGCCUUUUUGCACUUCUAUGCAACGGUCAAAUUUAGGUUUUGUCUUACUGACUUAAAUAAUCAUUUAUUCUUUUCUUGCAUAUUUUUUAUUUGGUUAUGACCUAUCCUCUCUUAUGGUUAAUGAUAGCUGUUUCAGCAAGCCAUUUGAUAUCUUCCCUUUUGAUAAACGUCUGCCAGGUCAUCAGUAAAUGGGGCGUCCGGAACAACAUUGAUUUCCUGUCAUUGUCAUACACCAGGCAUGCAGAAGAUGUUCGGCAUGUGAGUCUGAUCAAUUAUUGACUGAUAUAUCAUGCAGUUAUGGAAUUAUAAAUUACAAGGCAUUGCAUUUAUCCUUCUGGUAUUUACCUGAUAGACUUUAGACUGACUUGUCUAAUUCCUUUGUUAUUCUUGUCAUACAGGCACGCGAAUUCCUCUCUAAGUUGGGUGAUCUUGGUCAGACUCAAAUAUUUGCGAAGAUUGAAAACACUGAGGUAAAUGGACUCAAUCAAAUAAUGUUUUCUUGAGUCACAAGGAAUGCGAUUGAAAUUUUUUGCAUGUAUGUUCCAAAUCCAUAUUUGUAUUUAUAUGCAUAUAAGAUAUUUAUCUCUAUUCUCAGCCAACUGUGGAUCAAUUAGGUUUGAAACUAUUUUCUUUAUUUCUAAUCUUUAGAAUUGUUUCUACACAUACUAUGUCAUCAUAAUUUUUUUCACUUCUGUGAGUUUUCGGGUUGUCUAUGUAGACUGCCCAACAUAUCUCAGCUUCCUCAUGUCAUUUUUCUCAUUUUAAUUAUCAAGGUAUUCCUGGCAUGUUGGCGCCUAAAAUAUGCUCUUUCACUGUUAAAUGUAUUCCUGACAUGCUGAAUCAUGCAGGGUUUGACUCAUUUUGAUGAAAUUCUACAAGAAGCUGAUGGCAUAAUUCUUUCACGUGGAAAUUUGGGAAUAGAUCUCCCUCCUGAGAAGGUUUGGAACCUUACUGUUUGUCACACAUCUUUGAGCUCUGGAAUACUCGUUUUUUAUGUACCCUCAUCAUACUAACAGCAGUGGUUAGUAUCUGAGUUUAGGACAUCGGGAUAUUCUAUGUUGACUUCAUGUUUCAUGAUGUGCACUUAUAAUUUACCAUUCCCUUGAGAAUCUUUCUUUACCUGUGACUACUAUCAGCCCUCUGAAUAGCUAGUCAAAGAAAAAGGUUCACUGCGGUGAACGAAACAUGGUAGUUCUCAUUUAUUGUAUUUACAUCGAAGCAAGUCCCCUUACUAGGUGUAAUGGAGUUCUUUUAUUGCUUGAAUGGCUUGGAUUUUCUAAGACUCUCAAUCGACAGGUCUUCCUGUUUCAAAAGGCUGCUGUAUACAAGUGUAACAUGGCUGGAAAACCAGCAGUUGUUACUCGUGUUGUUGACAGCAUGACAGAUAACCUGAGACCAACUCGUGCUGAGGCCACUGAUGUCGCUAAUGCAGUAUUAGAUGGUUGUUCUGAAACUUGAGCACUCUUUUUGGGAAACUGUUUGUCAGUCUAUUCCAGUUAUUUGACGCAAGAUUUUUUCAACUAUCUUCAGGAAGUGAUGCCAUUCUUUUAGGUGCUGAGACUCUUCGAGGUCUAUACCCAGUUGAAACUAUCUCAAUAGUAGGCAAAAUUUGCGCUGAGGUGUGUCUUUUUUUCAUUCUCAUCACUGGUUAAAAGCUUUCCUUAUGUGACAUUGUGUGCUUAAAUUAUUCUUUUCGUUGAUCGUGAAAGGUAAGUUUUCUCUUCGUCAUCACAUAUUUGACAAUCUCUGGUAUUUUGCUCAUUUUCUAUGCACAAUGCUUCUAUAAAGUUUUAGCAUUAUUCAUGGGAAACCAGAACUCGUUUUCAGAAUUUACAUUGGACGUAAAUGUCUGGUUUUUGUGUAACUGAGUGAUGAAAUUAGACGUUGUUAAAAAAAAUAUGGGAAUUGAUUUUAUGAGCUUUUUUUGAUAUAUAUAUUUUUUCUUACCUUUUUCUUGCUUUAGUUCCUUCCUCUUCCAUUUUUUUGUUUCUUUCUCUUGUUCUUUAUUGUUUCUUUUCCUUUCUCGUCCUUACUGUCAUGUACUCUAUAUUUCUCUCUUUCAUCUUUCGUUUGUUCUUCUUUUUUAUUGCUCAUAUCCAUGGAAAAUUGUUUUCCCAUCAAUCUGCUUUAUUGGACUGUUUAUCAAUUGUUUGAUGGUUUUAGGCAGAGAAAGUUUUCAAUCAAGACCUAUACUUCAAGAAGACUGUAAAAUAUGUUGGAGAACCUAUGAGUCACCUGGAGUCUAUAGCUUCAUCUGCGGUACUCUUUUUAUUUCAUUCUCUACCGAUGUUUCAGUAUGUUUCCCUUUUUUUCGUAUUUGAUUAUUAUCGUUCUCUUUUAGUAAGGUUUAUAAAUCAUAUGUGCAAGAAUUUUGUUUUCGUUUGCUAACUUUCAGGUGCGUGCCGCAAUUAAAGUUAAAGCAUCUGUGAUCAUUGUGUUUACAUCAUCUGGAAGGGCUGCAAGGUAAUUUUGGUGAAUAUUGGCGUCUGGAGCUUCUUAUUUUGCAAAACACAGAGGUGAACAUAAAAUCUUUGAAAUCCGUUAAAGCUCAGAACGACUUGUUUUGUGUAGAUUAAUUGCCAAAUACAGGCCAACAAUGCCCGUGUUAUCAGUUGUAAUUCCAAGGCUUAAGACCAACCAACUUCGUUGGAGUUUUACGGGUGCAUUUGAAGUAAGCUUGUUUCCUUUAUUGACGUCCACCAGAUUUUAUUGUAGUUUACCAAAGUCUCGAUUUCUGAUUUACAUUCAUUGUUACCUGUUCAGUGAUGUUAUUUUAUGUGAUAUUUGCUUAAUUGGAAUAGUUACUGAAUCACAGUUCUAUGUUUCUGGAUUUAUAACUAGGAAGUUCCUUCUUCUUAGACUUUGAACAUAGAUGGAUAAAUACCUUUUAGUUUUCACGCUCCUCAUGGCUACGUAUCAUCUAUUAUGACCAGCCUUUAUCAGCGCCCCAAAAAAUGUAGGUUUAGAGAUUGUCGUGAACUUCAUCAAAAUCUUAUGGCUUUACUAUUGUUUUCUUCCAUGAAAAGAAAAGAAAAGAAAUUUCCUAGAUAUUCUCGUUUUGGCAUAUCUAGCGUGAUAAUUUUUUUUUCAGGAUUGUAUUCCAAAGUAUAUUGUAUUUUUUUAACAUUCUUUAUUGAACUACUGCCAGUCAUAUCUAUCAUCAGUUUGUCUAUUUUCUCUUCUACUUCAUUUCUGUAAAGUUAGUCAUAUGUUCAUCAAGCUCCAUUGUUAUCCUCAAUUUGUUUUCAUAUCUCAUGUUCAAUAUCUAGUACAUUAUUUUUGAGUAGUUAAUUCUUAUAUGUUCAGAAAAAUGAUGGGGAUAUCUUCAUCUGCUGAGAGUUGAUUUCUGCUGAUAGAUUAUCUAAAAUUCAUUAUUUGCCUCACAGUUGGAAAUCAUUUUGAUGAACCACUGCUCAUUUUUAUUUAUCAAAUGUGCAGGCUAGGCAAUCUCUUGUAGUAAGAGGUCUUUUUCCUAUGCUGGCCGAUCCUCGUCAUCCUGUAAGUUUUUUUCCUUUCUUUUUAAUUAUGUUUAAGGCACAAAUAAUGAACUUUGUUUGGGGAUAUUGAAUUAGAAGAUACGGUGUAUGAAAUUUAUUACAUUGGGUGCUUUGCACGCUCUUUUUUGCGUGUAAAUAAGCGAAACAACAGAGGAAAUGCGCUUUUACACGAUCCACUGAUUGAGAAAAUUAUCCUUCUUAAUGCUAGCUAAUGACUUAUCUCUUUGUCCUGGAAGAACACUCUGCGAAUGAAAAAUAUUUAUUCUUAAUAAAAGCUAUAUAUGAGAAACCGAUGGUCACCUUAAAAAGAUAUAUAAUCUGAGGAGGCAGUAUGUUUUGGAUCUGUUGAUGCUUCAUGAAAACUUUGAUGUAGAGUAAUUUUUGAGAAUUAUCAUCUUAGUCCAUUGAGAAAUUUCGUCAUUGUGGACAAUGACUCGAUUGGGAAGCUAAGGUUUAUUUUAAAGAUGCUGUUACUGGGUAGAUGUUUUCAUUUGAAGCUGAAACUAUGAUGAAAAUAAAGAUAUACUUUUGCAAGUUGUCCCGAGAAGUGAACCAUUUUGAAAGGAAUGUAUUUCUGUUCGUGUUAUAAACGAAAUCCCACAAGUUUUCCUCUUUGCCCCUCUUAGGCGAAUAAAAGACUGAGUUUGAAUACAAUAUGUGAAAGCUGCUGUUGAAACCUUUCUGUGAAUAUUUCUUAACUGUAUGCAAUAGUAGCUCCUUAGUUAUGCUCCUUAGCGCAAGCUCUAAUGUAAGUAGUUCUCUACUGUUGCAAAAUACUCUCCUGAAAAGGCCCUGAAAGGCAUGUCCUUUAAGGAACCUUGGUUUUUAACACUGCUUCUGAUAUAGCACUUUAUUGCGGACGAGGGUCUAACAUGCCUAAUCUCUGCCAUGGAAAGUGGUUUACAUGUAAUCCCAAUGAUUGGAUAUGAUUUUUAUGUUAUUAGGAUCUGUCGUUCUGAAAUAGUUUCAUUUUUGGGCUGCCCAAGCUUGCUUGUCAUCGAAGAUCAGACUGCCCUGUCCACCUGCUCUGCCAAUGUCUAUCCACAUGACGAGGGGAAAUUAUUAAUUCUGACGUCUUUUCUACUUUACCCCUUAUGAGAACCUCUGCCUAUCCGGAGCUUCGUUGUGAAUAAUUCCAUUAGCUUUCCCAGUUUUCCUCGUAUGGAUUAUUCUUAGACUCUCUCUCCCUCCCCCGCUCCAAGAAAAAAAGGAAGAAAAAGUCCAUGCUGAUCUUUACUAACUUCAAUUUAUGGAGCAGCGAUUUAUUUUAUUUUGUUUUAAAGAACGUACCAGAAAAAGUUGUGGGGUGACUGGUAUUAGGGGGAUUAUACGGGAAGUUGGACGUGCCUUCAGAAGCGCGCUGUUUUAUGUUUGCGUUGUUUUAGUGAAAUCUCCCUUCGGCCUUCAUCGUGAUGCCCUUCAUAUGUUCUAAUGAAAUUAAGACGGCGCUCUGGGUGCAGAUUUUUCAAUGGUCUCACUAAUUUCUUUCUGCAGGCCGAGUCUACCAGCGCUACCAACGAGUCGGUGCUGAAGGUUGCGCUGGAUCAUGGCAAGGCUUCCGGCGUUAUCAAGUCACACGAUCGCGUGGUUGUCUGUCAGAAGGUUGGAGAUGCCUCGGUUGUGAAGAUUAUCGAGUUGGAAGAUUAG
This is a messenger RNA of Spirodela intermedia, 8791 nucleotides long. Lineage: Eukaryota; Viridiplantae; Streptophyta; Magnoliopsida; Alismatales; Araceae. The record is from the annotation of a GenBank genome assembly.